AUGGCGGAGGAAUCCGAAAAAGUGUCUUCUUCAACAUCACAGAAAUCAUUUGAUCACAAGCAACCCGAGAACAAAGAUUUUAAAACUCAGGCUCAAGGUUCUUCUGGGUUUCGAAGUUAUCCUCAUGGAUUGAAUCCAGUGCAGUACGAGGAACAUAUGAUGAAUCGUGGAGCCGGCAUUUAUGCGCUCUGGGCCAAGUAA
Molecule: messenger RNA, 201 nt
Organism: Arabis nemorensis
Lineage: Eukaryota; Viridiplantae; Streptophyta; Magnoliopsida; Brassicales; Brassicaceae
Source: the annotation of a GenBank genome assembly